AUAAAUUCCUUUUAUUAUAUCAAGCACUGACAUUUGUUUUUAUUUCUCCAGCAUUGGCAAAAUGUUAUUCUGCUUCUGACAACUAGAUCCUUGAUCACCUCUAGGACUCAGAGACAUUUAUUUUAGCUUAACAUACCAGUAGCACUUUAUCUUUUUAGUAUUGUUAUGGUCCUUAUCCGACAUAAUAUUUUGAAAUCUUUGGUACAUAUGUACAUCCAACACGUGCAUUGAUGUGCUAUUUUAUAUUCACAGUAAAUAAAUGCAUCAUCCGCAAGUAUUGAUAUGCUGUUCUUCACUCAAAUCUACUUACUAAUUUGGAAAAAUUUUACAUUACACCUUCGCAAUCCAUGGAUAGCUCUUGGGGAGAUACUCCUCCCAUCACUCUUUGCCAUGAUUCUUUUGCUGUUGAAGCACACCUCCAAGCUUACACACAAAGAGUCAACAAUAUACAACACCGAGGUUCUGAUGUGGCCCAACUUCACAGUUCGGCUAGGUUACAUACCACUCAGUUCCACUGCCAGAAAAAUUACAGAAUGGGUUUUGGAAACAGAGCUACAGAAUCUUAUGAUGAUGGCCCAGGCCAGAGAAGAUUUGAAUUUGAAUGCAACCAGAAUGUACAAAAAAGGUGAAGCGAUUGGGUUUAAAGACUUUGAUGAGGGCUUUCGAUAUUUUAGAAAGAGAACCUCUGUACUGACAUUUAUCAUUGAAUUUCAUGGCAUCAAUGAAACAACUACUGAACUGCCUAGAGAUCAGACAGUGAUCAUUCAUCCAUACCGAAAGGCCCUCAACACUUGGUCCACUGAGAGAACACAUAUGUUUGAAUUCCAAGAAGGACCAAGACCAAAUCUCAUAAUGGAUUAUCAGAUGGCAUACAUUCAGUCCCUGGUGUGUAAGGGCAUUCUGGCACACUGGUUGGCCCUGGAGAACAAAGACACGCAGGCAGCCAAUUUCCCACUGUACAUUAAACGUUUCCCUCACAAAGAUUACUAUGAAGAUGGUAUGUUCUUUACAGUCAAGUUGCAGCUCACCCUAUUCAUGGUCCUUGGAUUUAUGAUGAGCGUCUUUGUUGACACAAAAAAUAUCGUCCAUGAAAAGGAAGAAAGAAUCAAGGAAACAAUGAAAUUGAUGGGAAUGGGUUUGCCAGCAUUUUGGAUUUCCUGGUUCAUUACCUGUCUGAUGUAUCUGGUCCCAGCAUUCAUCUUUUAUGCAGUCAUUUUGGGAAUGGACAUCACUGGCAAAGGACCUAUCCUACAGAAGAGUGACAUCACUCUAGUCUUGGCAAUUAUCCUCUGCUACUGCCUGGCGAUCAUCACCUUUUCCUUCAUGAUCAGUUGCCUGGUGCAGAAAGGCAAUGAUGGAGCUAUUGCUGCUGGACUGCUCUUCCUUUGUGAAUAUGUUCCCUAUGAGAUCAUCAGUCACAAGUACAGUGACUUCACAAAAGUCUCCAAAUCUUUCUUCUGUCUGUUCUUCAAUAUUGCCCUCGGCCUGUGUAACUACAACUUGGCUCGAAGGGAAGCAAGAGGUGAAGGUUUGCAGUGGAACAACUAUCAGCUCCCUAUAGGAGAUGAUGACUUCACAGUUAAAGACAGCAUGUUGAUUAUGUUACUAGACUCAGCCAUACAUAUAGUGCUGACUUGGUAUCUAGACAAUGUUUUCCCAGGAGACUUUGGAGUACCUAAACCACCUUUUUUCUUUUUUAAGAAAUCCUACUGGGGACUCCACACACACAUCCAUGACAUGGCACAUUUAGAUAAAACUGUGGAACUGGAUUCCAAGUUUUAUGAAGAUGAACCUGCGAAUCUGAACGCUGGUGUUAGAAUUGUCAAUUUAAGAAAGGAAUUUGGAGACAAAGUGUCAGUCCGAGAUCUGUGCCUUAACAUGUACGAGGGACAGAUUACUGUUUUGUUAGGACACAAUGGAGCAGGGAAGACAACCACAAUGAAUAUGUUAACAGGAUUCAUCCCACCCACCAAAGGGACAGCAUUCAUCAAUGGCUAUGACAUAUGUAAAAACAUAGUUGCGGUGCGCAAGAGCUUAGGGAUGUGUCCACAGCAUGACAUUUUGUUUGAUAACUUGACCUGUAAGGAACACCUGUGGUUUUUCUCAAAAAUGAAGGGUUACCAGUCAGAGAACCUGCUUCAUGAAGUCAAAGACAUGAUCAAAGAGAUUGGCCUGGAAAGUAAGAGCCAUGUGGUCAGUAGGAAGCUCUCUGCUGGAGAAAAGAGAAGUCUCUCUGUGGGCAUUGCUCUCAUGGGCGACUCCAAAGUAGUAUUUCUAGAUGAACCAUCAUCUGGAAUGGAUCCUUCCACGCGAAGGCACACCUGGGAUGUGCUACAGAGAAACAGACCCGGGCGGACAAUGCUGCUCAGCACACACUACAUGGACGAAGCGGAUGCCCUUGGAGACCGGAUAGCCAUCAUGGCAGAGGGCCACACUCAGUGCUGUGGGACACCCCUGUUUUUAAAGAAACUUUAUGGGACAGGAUAUCAUCUUGUGAUUAUAAAGGAGAAUACCUGUAACAUCGAGACCUUGACCCGCUUCAUCAAAGAGUUUGUCCCCUUCACCCAGAUAGAGUCCAUUAUCAACAUGGAAAUCACAUACUUACUGCCGGAGUCAGACACAUCUACCUUCCCUCUUCUCUUCAGGGAGCUCAACGCCAGCAAGAAGCUUUUGCAUAUCAUUAGCUUCGGAACAAGUGCGACAACAAUGGAGGAGGUUUUCUUAAAGUCAGAAGAAGACAACAAACAUAGUAUAGAAUCGACCUCUGUGACCAGAUCUAUCAGCAAAACUACAUCUUUUAAAUCUGUGGAUGAGGAUGUCAAUUUAUUAGAAUUCAAUUCUGGGUUUCAGCUGAUAAAAGGUCUCAGCCUGAAGAUGAACCAGUUGACAGCUUUGAUCGCCAAGCGCUACAUUGUGUCUAAGAAGCACUGGCUGACCACGCUCGUCUCCUACUGUCUCCCGUCCAGCAUGUUUCUUCUGUACAUACUGUUUGACUACUCCAUCAUCAGUGUGAACAGGAAGGACGACCCCCUUUUGAUGUUUAACCUGAGCAUGUACGGGGACACGUCUGUACCCAUAGUGUACGACAAUGCUUCAAGGAAGCUGAUUCAAGUGUACAAAAGCAUGCUGGGGAAUGCCAAGGUGAUUGAUUUGACAGAAUUGAAGGACACUACAUUAGAUAACUUCCUCUUGAAAAAUGUUUACGACAUUGGUCCAGUCAACUUUGAGAAAGAGUUUGUGGUUGGGGUCAACUUCAGUUAUGAUGCGACUCUAAAGACCAUUACUCCGGUAGCUCUGUUCAACGGUCAACCUUAUCAUUCUUUGUUCGUUUCAGUUGACCUGGUGAUUAAGACCAUGGUCCAUGUUUUACUAGACAAAACAUAUAACAUCACAGUGGGUAUACUGCCCAUACCAUUCAAAGGGGAAUCAGAACUGGAAUACGCCAUGUUUGAAAGCUUCCGGUCAGGGUUCUUUGCAGGAAUGUUUGCUGGGAUAGGAAUGGCCAUGUACUCUGCCUGUGUAGUUCACUUCAUACUAAGAGAAAGGGAGUCUGGAGUGAAACACAUGCAGGCCAUCUUUGGUGUCAGCAUGUUCAUGUAUUGGUUCCCCACCUUCCUGUGGGAUGCCCUCAGCUUCAUCAUACCCACCAUCUUCUUGUUUAUCAUCUUCUUCUUGUUUGACCAGCAAGCCUUCUUCUAUGGGAUCAACUGGAUUCUGGUCAUCAUUGUCAUCUGCGCCUUCAUCUGGGCCAUACUGCCUAUCAUCUAUGCACUCCAGUUCUGUUUUGAGGCUCCGUCUUCAGGGCUGGCUGGAGUUCUCAUUUUGAACUUAUUGUCAGUUCUGUUCAGUGAUGUGAUAGUGUUUGAGUUUGGCAAGCCCAGGUCUGACAACAAUCACAUUGGCAAGGCCUUAAAGUUUGUCUUCACUGUGUUCUUCCCUUGUUUCAACCUGUCCCAGUGUUUCAGCUUCAUCUUAAAGAACUUCAAGGCAGAGAUGGAGUGCGAGCCAUACCAAGAGGACUGCAUGCUGGGAAUACCAUCUCUGUGCUGUAUCAAACAUCCCGAUUUGUGCUACUCAUUGAAUCCAGACGGCAAGUGUUUCCCAUGGACAGAGACCCCACUAGCUUUUGAUCAUGAUAGAGGCAUUGGCAUUUACCUUGUGUUCAUGAUUGUACAAGGUUUCUUAGGCUGUAUAGCUGUGUUUGUCAUAGAGUGUGGCUUUAUCACUAAAAUUUAUUUCAUGAUGUGCAAGAAACAUCCCAAAGGUAACCCAACAGAAAGUCCUGACCUGGCAGAUGAGGAAGAUGAUGUUGUGGCAGAAAGAAAUCUGAUCCUUUCAUCACCCAUUGAAAAACUUUCACAGCAAUUUCCUGUGAUACUGGUAGAAGUACAUAAGAGGUAUGCAGACUUCAAUGCAGUUGACCACAUCACAGUUGGAGUGCCUGAGAAGGAAUGUUUCGGACUUCUUGGGCAGAGUGGGGCAGGCAAGACUACAAUUUUCAGAAUGCUGACAGGGGAGACAGCUGUCACAGGAGGAGAUGCCUAUGUAAAAGGUUUUGAUGUCCGCACAGACCUCCGCACAGUUCAAUCAUUAUUAGGCUACUGCCCUCAGUUUGAUGCUCACAUUGAAGAGCUAAGUGCCAGAGACACACUAAUCAUGUACGCCCGGCUCCGAGGUAUCCCAGAGAAAAACAUUCAUACUGUGGUGGAAAACCUCAUUGAUGUAGUCCUUCUAAAACCACAUGCAGACAACAUGUGUGGGACAUACAGUGGUGGCAAUAAGAGAAAGCUAAGCCUGGCAAUGGCUCUAGUGGGUGAUCCACCUUGCAUACUUCUGGAUGAGCCUUCAACUGGAAUGGACCCUAAAGCCAGGCGGCAGAUGUGGAAUAUUUUGUCAAAAAUACGUGCCUGUGGUCGAACCAUUAUUUUUUCAUCCCACAGCAUGGAGGAGUGUGAUGCCUUGUGCACCAGGUUGGCCAUCAUGUUGAGAGGCCGCUUCACCUGUAUUGGCAGCCCGCAGCAUCUCAAAAGCAAGUUUGGGCAAGGCUACACUCUGAUCAUCAAGAUGGGCCACCUCCCUGAAGGGCCCCAGGCUCCAACAGAUCCAGUGGUGGAGUAUAUUCAAAGUUUAGUCCCAGACACAACAGUGUUUGAUGAUCACCAAGGCUACGUCCACCUCCAGAUAAAUGACACCAGCAUAGAAGUGGCUGAUGUCUUCUCCCUGAUGGAACAGUGCAAGGACAGUUACUUUGUCCAGGACUACUCUGUCCAUGAGACCACACUGGAGCAGAUCUUCUUGACCUUUACCAAGUUGCAGAAGUUGGAUGACGAGGAACGCAUUGAAUCUUGUCUCUUUUUGAGGGCUGGAUUUUUCAAUGAAAACCUAUGCUACUAGAUUGACAGAAGUGUUUUUUUAGGACAUGACUUAGUUGUCAAGUGGAUAAGUUUGUUAUCAUACUCACAUUAACAUCCUCAUAAUCUGAUGGCUAUAGGAUUUAGGAUUCCUGUUUAACCUCAUUGAUCUUAAGUCUGACCCUCUGAGGCCUAUUUUUAAAAAUUCUUUUUAUAUAGCCUAUCAUUCAUGCUAUAAUCUUGCUUAGUGCACUUUGGCCCAAUCUCUUUUUUUUUUAACCCAUGGGGAGGGGGGUAUUGGUUGAAGGUUUCUGUGCUGCCUUUAGGCACAUAGCUCAACUCAACUCAAGUCGGGAUUUGAACUCAAGCUCAUUGAUAGGCAGCCUAGCAGUUUAUGCCAUGCAACAAUAUAAAUCCCACAGAGCAUCUUUAUAAGAAAAUCUGUUUUACCCAUCAAAUUACAGUUGACUCUUGAUAAUUUAAUAAUCCAACACAUCUAGUAAUCUGGCUCAGAGUCCAAGUAAAUUCAUGUCAUUAAUGUAAACUGUAUUAUAUAUAUUUUUUUUAGUCUCUAGGUAGGCUUUAGUUGUAAUUUUCUACAGUAUAGGAAAUCUAUGUUUUGCAUUUUUAGAUCAAUAAUUUCUUUUUUUUUUCAUUUUCAACUCUUGUUUAUUUUAUAUGCUUGGAAGUCUAAGAGAAAAUCAUAUUGUAUCAUAAAUAGAAUUUUUUUGACACAUUCAUUUAAAUUCAUUGAAGAAUAGCUAACCUUUGGUUAUCUGACUUUUUGGGCCAUCCGACAAACUUCUGGUCUUGUGACAGUCACACUUUCAAGAGUCUUUAUAGUCAACAGUAUUGCAAUCUAAUAAAAGCUAGACAUCAAUACAUGCUGUGUAGCAUGCUUUUUUUUUGUCACCACACUCUAAAAUGUGCUAGACUUGUGGUAGGGUAGUGGUGCAUACCUGGAGAAAUAUUGCUAUCCUCUGCUUAAAAGAUCAACUUAAUAUGCUUUUAAUUAGAUAGAGCAUAUCUCAAUGGCCUGACUUUGACCUGUGAUUCACAUGUAGCAUGGAUAUUCUGAUUGCAAGUUAACUUAUAAAUGAAUAUAUUGAUAUAAAUUUGGUUGAAUAAAUGUUAGCUUUAUGUUUACACUAAGAGCAAAAAAAACAACUUUUUGCUUUAACUGUGAUAUUGUGUGACAAGAAUUGGUUUGUUAAAUUAUUUUUGAGUAUGCUCUUGAUGUACGGCAGCAAGGCUCAAAAUAGUUUCUAUUAUUACAUAAGCUGUUCUUCAUAAUCAUUUCUUCCAUUUUAUUCUUGGAUAUAUUACCUUAGCACUAUUUCUAAUACAGCUUAGGCCAAAUUUCGGCAUGAAACUUCCCAUGUGUGUGUUUUCAUUUGUAAAUUCAUUAAAUUUCAUGGAUAAUGCUGUGAUACUCAAACAAAUCUUGUCAGUUACAGACAGUACUUUAAAAGAGAAGAUGAUUAUGUCCUACACAAGUUCCUGUGUCGAUCUAGUCAUGCAUGUUGAUCAGUGACUUGAACUCUGCCAAGUCGUUGGUUUUCCUGGCUGAAUCAAGCAACCCAUUCUAUGCUCUAGCACUAGUUGCAUUUAUAGAAAUAUGUCCUAGCAUAUGCUAAGAAGAUCACCACCUUUCCAUGCUUUAUUGUGUCUUUUAUUGUGUAAAUAUGAAUACAUUCCAUUUUUAGAUAGACAGUCCAUUAUAUAAGAUAAUGUAUGACCUUUUUUUUGUCUGUUUCAGUGCCAUGUAAAUAUUAGUUCAUAUUUCUAUUAUUCAGUUUCAUGAUAACUUGAAACAUUGUUUCAAAUUUUUUUAAAAAUUAUAAGUUUGUUAUUAUGACAGUAUGCUAGACUCAUUGUGCAAAUGUCUUUGAAUGUGUGCAUAAAUGUCUAGGCUAUGUAUGUCUGAUUAGAUUUCUGCUUACCCAUACCUGACUAUUAACAUAGUCAUACUUCUGAUUAGUUUUAAGUCUAGGACAUUCGAAGCCAAAUUUCGAGUAACUUUGUAGUAACUGGAUUGUUUCAGUGGAAUCUUGAUACACCCUUCAGAUUGAUUUGAAAAGUUUAAGUUAUAAUAAUAUUACACAAACUAUUAAAGCAGAUUUGAAUGAUGGUGAUGCAAGAAGGUGGUGUGCUACGCAGGGGAUUGUAUUUGAACAUAGCUAUGAUUAUAAGAUGCUACAGUAUUAGUUUGACAUGUAUGAUAGACAAGCAACUCUACUCAUCUCGGUUAUGCAUACUUUGAUUUUUAAAAAUCUUUGAUAUAUGUUUAUAAAUAGAAGAUGAUUGAACAAGUAGAUCUUCAUUAGAAUGAUAUGAUUUUUGUUCUAAAAUUAUUUCUUUUUCACCUGUUUGAUAGUCUUUUUGGACUGGACAUUUGGGGCACUAGAGAGGUGACCAGUUUCCUCAACUCCUUUUUGUUUUCCACUUUUUUAUCAUUUUUUUCUCUGAAGCACUAUAUUCUCUGGUAUUGUAAGAAUGUAUUUUCAAGUCCUUAUGAUCUAGUAAUACGGCUGUGCCACAACAUUUAGACUGCGGACCUUUAUACCUAAUAGAUUCUUAUGCGGAAUCUAUUUAAAGGUGUUUAAAUACUAGCAAAGAUGUUAAAUAAAAAUAUCUCUUCUUCAAUGAAAUUAAAAUAGAAAUACAACAAACUCAAUGCAUAUCAUAUAGAGACCAUAUUUAUUAAGUAUAUUUUUUUAAAAUAUAUUUUACAGAUUCAAUGUGUAUAUAUGACACGUGUCAGAGCCUAAUUUAAAGACAUUAAGAUGGCCACAUCUUGCCCAGUGGUUUGUUGUUUCAUAUGGCCAUUCACUUCCUCCAUCUCCAGCACACGUUUGGCUGACCACUUUUUGUUCCCAGGCCCCACCCACCAUGGCUUUGACUUCAAAGUAUCCAUCGUCUGUUCUUGCACAAUCCAUGUCCACAUCAACAAUCCAGUAUCCAGGUCCAAAUCUAAAACAAAACCAAUUUACAAGGUGCUCGUUUUUAAAUAUGUUUGUCAUUGAAUGCUAAUUUAUUGACUGUCUGGAAAAAUCUCAAAAUGUGAUUGGGACUAAAGUUAAAGUUUGCAGGGCAAAUGUUGUAGAGGUGACGUGUUUCUGUGGCAAACUGUAAGGGUAUCACAUGAUCAGAACGUUGAUUAUUGCUCUCCUUCUGUAUUGAAUCAGUCUGCUACCAACAUGCAUUCCAUCAUGCGUUCCAUCAUGCUUUUUUGUAUUCCAAGACUCUGCCACCAUGCAUUCUACAACUCUGCAAGGUUUGUGGUACGCACUUCAGACUGUCAUCUCAAUGGUUCAAAUCCUGCCUGCUGCUGUCCUGUAGGAAGUUUUGAGCUGGGAAAUAAUUAUCUUUUUUUAUUUCUUAAGUAAUGUUGAUACAAUGAAGCCCCCCCCAAACUUCCUGUUGGUCAGAUUUCCGUGUUUGUUAAUAUGAGCCCCUUACUAUAUGAAUAACUUUUAGUAUUUGGUAUUACAUCCUGAAACAUUUUGUAAUAAUAGUUUUUGCUCAUGAUUGAACUGUAUAUUAGUAAAAUAUUAUUGAUUUCAUCUUUGAGUAUAUAUUUUAAAAUUCAUUAGGUCCACAAGUAUAUAAUGUCAAAAUGAGGCUUAUAUUAAGAAAUCUUGACACUAACCUAUUGAAUGGGUUGUAGCCUUGAUCUUCAGGCUUGUUGCUGGUCAAUACUGCUGGUGUCCCAUAAGGCCUCUGGUGAUUGUAUUCCCCUUGGUACAACUCUGUACCAUACCAAUCCAAGAAAUCAUCUCCCUUUGACCAUAUGUUAAACUGGAACACAAUAAAAAUAGCUGGUUUAUUUUAUUAUAUGAUUGGGUUUUUUUUAAUUUUGAAAAUGUUUUGUGGAAUGUGUUGUUUAAAAUUAAAUGUGUUUUAUAAACAAAAUAAAUUUGAUAUUGAAAUUA
Messenger RNA from Biomphalaria glabrata, 9286 nucleotides. Its product is annotated as phospholipid-transporting ATPase ABCA3-like. The record is from RefSeq and is a predicted model, not a curated record. Bases 283 to 5394 code for a protein of 1703 amino acids. NCBI's taxonomy places the organism in Eukaryota, Metazoa, Mollusca, Gastropoda, Planorbidae. Gene Ontology annotation, cellular component: membrane; intracellular membrane-bounded organelle. The transcript has 25 exons. Gene Ontology annotation, molecular function: ATP hydrolysis activity; ABC-type transporter activity; ATP binding. Gene Ontology annotation, biological process: transmembrane transport; lipid transport.